Ricinus communis (castor bean) is the source of this 2463-nucleotide messenger RNA. RefSeq names its product transcription factor GTE7. The transcript is spliced from 3 exons. Lineage: Eukaryota; Viridiplantae; Streptophyta; Magnoliopsida; Malpighiales; Euphorbiaceae. The coding region runs from base 262 to 2004 and encodes 580 amino acids. The record is from RefSeq and is a predicted model, not a curated record. Gene Ontology annotation, molecular function: protein binding.
AUCUUCCUCGCUCUUACUAGGGAAAUCAAAAUCAAAAAUCCCCAAACCCUAACCCUCAUCCAUUUGCGUUUAAAUCUCUCUCUUAGAUAAUCGUUAAAAUUUCCCAUUUUUCCUGACAGGGCCGUUAUCUUUGGCGCGUGGAGUCGGCCGAGGUUGCGCGUAGGAGCCACGCUCCGCCUGAUUCAUGUUUCUCUGGUUAUCAAUUUUGACAAAUUCGCGCCGGAAAGCCGCCGGAAUUUUACCGGGUUCGGCGGAAUUUACAUGGCGUCAGCAGUAUUAGCGAAUCGAAACGAAGCCAAUUGGACUCAGCCACGCGGUGGUGCUAAAUUCAUGGGCAAAGUCCCUUUUUCAAACCCUAACCCUAACCCUAAUUCUAAAUUUUCGAAAAAACGCCAAUUUCAAUCGGCGGCGGCAGCUCCUCCUCCAGUCAACUUUGAUAUUCAUCCGGCAGCCUCAUCAGAUGAUGCGUCAUCGAUAAAUCGGAGACCGGCUGCCACGGCCAGCGAUUUCAACAGUUAUGUUACCUUUAAUAUUGGUUCCUACUCGAAAAAAGAGCUUCUGGAGCUAAAGAGUCGAUUGGUAGCAGAACUAGAACAGAUCCGGCAAUUAAAGAAUCGAAUCGAUUCAUCGCAGUCAUUUCAGAUCAGAUCCACGCCCAAUUUUAACGGCAAGAAACAAAACAAGAAAGUAACAGGCAACAAAAGGCCAUUUCCCUCAGCGACAACGAACUAUGGGUUUGUCGCUAAAGAUGUCAAAAGAUCCGAUCUUUAUAAUAGUCAUCCGGAGAAUGUGCAAUUGAUGAAGAAAUGUGGUCAGAUGUUGACGAAAUUGAUGAAGCAUAAGUUUGGUUAUAUCUUUAAUGAGCCUGUUGAUGUUGAGAGAAUGAAUCUUCAUGAUUAUUUUGAAAUAAUCAAGAAACCUAUGGAUUUGGGUACUGUGAAAAAGAAAUUGGGGAGUAACGAGUACGAGUCGCCUAUUGAUUUUGCUGCUGAUGUUAGAUUGACUUUCAACAAUGCAAUGAAGUAUAAUCCUAAAGGGCAUGAGGUUUAUACUUUUGCUGAGCAGUUUUUGUCAAGAUUCGAGGAAUUGUUUCGGCCCAUUAGAGAGAAAUUGGGUGAUUUUGUUCUUGAUGAUGAUCAAGAUCAGAUUGUGCAUCAUGAUCGUGAGAUUGAGCAUGAGCAGGAGCAUGAGCAUGAGCAGGUUCAUGAAGUGCAAGCUAGCUCUUGGGAUCAUCAUAGCUUGAAUCGCCGGGGUGGCAGUGGGGAUAUUGAAAGGGUUAAGAAAGAUCAAGAAAAUGUGUUACAGAUUACGAGUAAAUCUGAUCAUCCUAUUGGAAAGUCAGUUCCACCCAGUGUGUUGUCUAAUCCACAAUCUACAUCACAAUUGCCUGUUAGGACUCCAUCGCCAAUGCGAGCUCCUCCAGUUAAGCCUGUGAAGUUACCCAAGCCUAAGGCAAAAGAUCCUAAUAAGAGAGAGAUGUCUCUUGAGGAGAAACAUAAGUUGGGGAUUGGGUUGCAGAGUUUACCUCAAGAGAAGAUGGAGCAAGUGGUGCAGAUUAUAAGGAAAAGGAAUGGGCAUUUGAGGCAGGAUGGGGAUGAGAUUGAAUUAGAUAUUGAAGCUGUUGAUACAGAGACUCUUUGGGAGCUUGAUCGGUUUGUGACUAAUUAUAAGAAGAUGGUUAGCAAGAUUAAACGUCAGGCGUUAAUGGGCAUCGCACCUACCGGUAAUGCUGUUAGCGAAGGCAACAAGGAUGUAUCUGUAAAUGAAAGAAUAGAUAUAACUGAGGCAAAGAAGCCAAAGAAAGGUGAUGCUGGGGAUGAGGAUGUGGACAUUGGUGAUGAGAUGCCGAUGAGCAGUUUCCCACCAGUAGAGAUUGAGAAGGACAAUGGUCAUGCCAGUAGCAGUUCUAGCAGCUCCAGUAGUUCAAGUGAUGAAUCCUCCUCGUCAAGCGAUUCUGAUUCAGGAAGCUCAUCAGGGAGUGAUUCUGAGGAUGCACAUUCAUAGGAGACAUUGAAAUUGAAGGUUGUGGAGUAUGCUUUGUACAAGCUCUGCAGAGUAGGUUCUUGAGGUUUCAAAUUGUCUUGGAUAUGGCAGAGGUACUGCAUUUUAUUUAGCUUUGGAAAAAACUAUAUCUUGAUUUUGGAAAAUAGCAGUAGUAGCCUGAUGAGGCUUGCAAACGUGUUUUGUACAGGGAGAGAGGGUUCUCAACUGUGUUGUUUGUUGGUUGCACUUCUGGGAAAAAUUGAUGGAAUUGGUAGGAAAGGGAUUUACAGUGGCUGGAGACUGGAACUCUUGGAAGAAACAAGGCUUUUGUGUAAAAAGAUGAAUUAAUUUGUAGGUUAGGUUAGGAAAUGUAGUGAAAAGUUUAGGAGAUGGUUAGGGCUUUAGAGGAGAGAUGAACAUUAGAUUGAUGAAUUACUUUGUACACAUUACAAUGCUUAAUACAAGCUUUUUAGCGUCCAA